ACACAAAGCAGUAAACAAACUAUAUAAGAGCUGAAAUCUCAUUAUUCAUCUUUAUAGGCAUUAUUUAGCUAUGGCGUCUCAUUGUUGUUUCUCUUUAUUAACUCCACAUAACCUCAAAUUCCGUUUGUGGUUUCUUUAUAAUUUAUUCACAGUCAUUGGGAUAGUUUCUGGUCAAUUAUCAUCUAACUUCUAUGGAACUUCGUGCCCCAGUGCUCUUGCUACCAUUAAAAGUGGUGUAAACACAGCAGUCUCUAAGGAAGCUCGUAUGGGUGCAUCGUUGCUCCGCCUUCAUUUUCAUGAUUGCUUUGUCAAUGGAUGUGACGCAUCAGUACUAUUGGAUGAUACUUCGAAUUUCACUGGAGAGAAAAAUGCUGGUCCGAAUGCCAAUUCAUUGAGAGGAUUUGGCGUAAUUGACACCAUAAAAUCGCAGUUGGAAAGUCAAUGUCGUGGAGUUGUUUCCUGUGCUGAUAUCAUAGCAGUUGCUGCUAGGGACUCUGUUGUCGCUUUGGGAGGACCUUCAUGGACUGUUCAAUUGGGAAGAAGAGACUCCACAACAGCAAGUUUGAAUGCUGCCAAUAGCAAUCUCCCUGGCCCAGGUUCUAGCCUUAGCCAACUCAUAAGUUCCUUCUCAAACAAAGGUUUCACAACAAAGGAAAUGGUGGCUCUCUCAGGGUCUCACACAAUAGGCCAAGCAAGGUGUACAGUCUUCAGAGCCAGACUUUACAAUGAAACCACAAUCAAUUCUUCAUUUGCAGCAUCAGUAAAGGCAAAUUGUCCAGCCUCUGGUGGUGACAACAAUCUAUCUCCACUAGAUACUACAAGUCCUACGUCUUUUGAUAACGCCUACUUCAAGAACUUGAUAAGUCAAAAGGGUCUAAUGCACUCUGACCAGCAACUCUUCAGUGGGGGUUCGACAGAUUCUCAGGUUACUGCUUAUAGUUCAAACUCUGGAUCUUUCACAACUGAUUUUGCAAAUGCGAUGGUCAAGAUGGGGAAUCUGAGCCCACUCACUGGCACCAGCGGCCAGAUCAGGACCAGUUGUGGGAAAGUUAAUUGAUUGAGUUAAUUGUGUUCGGUCUUUAUUUUCUGUACUUGUAUAAUUCUUUGUUGGAGAGACUGCGACUGUUUCUCAUCAAAGAGAGUAGCAAUGAAAUUCAAGCUUUGUUCCCGCCGGAUGCCGGAUAAUUUUCUAUGAUUAUGGGCUUCGAUGACAGCCCAUUAAGUGGCAA
Molecule: messenger RNA, 1229 nt
Organism: Tripterygium wilfordii
Lineage: Eukaryota; Viridiplantae; Streptophyta; Magnoliopsida; Celastrales; Celastraceae
Product: cationic peroxidase 1-like
Exons: 4
Coding region: 71-1057 (328 amino acids)
Biological process (GO): response to oxidative stress; hydrogen peroxide catabolic process
Molecular function (GO): heme binding; peroxidase activity
Source: RefSeq, a predicted model, not a curated record